AAACAUCACCUAUUGCCAUUCACCAUACACCACGUUCCUCCCGAGUCUACCCUCCCGAAUCCGACUCCUACGCGCUCACGACGCCGUUCCACCUGCUCCUCCAACCACGCACACUCCUUUGUCUUGUCCAUAUGCUCGCACCACUGUCGUGAAACACCCUUCUAUAUAUUCUUCUUCGUUCGCUGGUGCCUGUGACCAACCUGCCUCGACACAUGCUCACUCGCUUGACGUAAAUCUGGGACUCGAACUUGUGCCCUUCUCUUCAAACUGCGAUAUUCACUACGGCACACACCUGAUGCUUUCUCUUAUCUGCUCCUUGUGCACCAGCGAAACUCCGCCUGCCCUUCGCCUCGCCGCACCCAAUCUCACGCCCCCGCUCCGUGUCCUACAAUACUGCCAUGGCUAGAGAUUCGCGGGGAUCUCUCCUUCAGCCCCUGCAGCAAAUGCACCUAAACGCGGCGCGUUCUGAUUCAUUGACCACCUUUGACGAUCUUACUGCCCCGCCCGCUGUAUCCUCCGCUGGCGAACCCAAAGCCCUGGAUCUGGUCCAGGGUGGUUUAAGCGGCUUGUACAGUCGUAUAAAAGCUUCUGUAGGCGGUACAAAGGAUAGUGGUAGCGAUCUUCUCGAAGAUGGCUCGAUCGGUAGUGGCAAGAACAAAGCAAUAUCAGGGUCAAAGGCUAGUCAGCUGCCAAAAAGCCCAGCCGGGACUGCUGUGUCUUCACCUGUCGUAGUCUCAGUGCCCUCCUCAAGGCUACAGUCUCCACUCGUAUCCAAGUUCCCCGACGAUUCACUUCCUCCAUCACGAGAUUCCAACGUAUCCAGCUCCGUCUCCACGAAGCCGUCAUUGAAUGGUUCAAGGAGCUCCCUCGCCACUACAAAGUCUAGGCCCUCAAUAGCCCCCAGUGUAGACUCUACAAAGCUAACAAAAGAUGAUGACUCGUACCGACAAAGUUCGAUGAGCACUCUAUCCAAACCCCAAAGCAGCUCCGGCAUGUCUCCAUUGGUGAAGACUAGUUCUGGGUCUGGAAUGACUCUCCCUUCGAGAAGUAGGGAAUCUAUCCGAGAAGGAUCGCAUCGAGCAAGCAAAGGCGACCUUGAUCUUAAGAGCGAAGAGAGCGAUACAACCGAGGAUGAUAUGGUGAUGGUAGAGGGUGGAGGCUUCGCCAGCGACAACGCUCGUUAUACACACCCACUUGAUGCUGCGCAUGAUGGAUUGGUGAAACUCAACUCACGGACAGAAGGCCAUUAUCAGCAAGCGAACAACAGUCUACGAAAAACCUCAGAUGAUGCCUCGGAGACUACCGAGGUUCCUCACAUUACAACGAAUGCCCAUACUCCCGUCCUGGCUCCAGCGCCCCAACGCCCCGCUCUAAUGCACGUCGGGCCUUCACACCUACCCGGGUACCGUCCCUCUCGAGCUUCCUCAUCUGAUGGCGUCAGUUCGAUCAUGACGAGCACGACAGUUCGUAGCCCUGGAAUUGCACCAAUCGACGAACUUAUGCAACAGAAGCCUUCUGGAUCGAUACCUAGCAAUGCCUUUGCUCAGAUGCGCAGCAAGAUUCUUGGGAGGGAGUUCUGGAUGAGGGACGAAAACGCAAAAGCUUGCUUCAAUUGUGGCGACUCUUUCUCUACCUUCAGGCGCAAACACCAUUGUCGAACUUGCGGCCAGAUUUUUGAUGCAAAAUGCACGUUGCUAGUCUCCGGGAAGGUGUUCGGACAGUCGGGAUCGUUGCGAGUAUGCAAACCUUGCGAAGCAAUCAUCCACGGGAACGAUGACGACUCUUCAGUUUACACAGAUGAAGGAGACCAGGGUUCGAUAUAUGACCAGGAUGAUAUGAAUGAGGGCGUAGGCGGAGAUCCAUUUGAUCCGUCCGAAAGUGAUCACACCAAAAUCGGUACGCCGACAAUCAGUAUUCCCAUGUCUCGCAAGGCUGGCAGUGAAAAGAAAAGGCGAUCUGCUGUCAUCGAAGUCCCUCAGACUCUCGCGCGACCGAGCUCCUCUAGAUCUCUCCGCUCAUUGGGCGGCCGCCCUCGCUCAUCCAGCCAUAAACGACAUCAUUCUCGCCACCAACACAUGCGUAAUGUGAGAUAUGAGAAUAGAGCGCCAUUCCAUCAGUACGACCCGGAGGCUACACGCAGCCGGUCAAGCCUCCCGGCUUUUCACCAUGAUAAUAUCAUCGAUCCCGACCUCAUGCCGUUUAUGUCAGAUGACGAUUCCACGGAAGACGAGCAGCCCAACAUUUUCGCUGCUCUUAGAGGCGAUUCUUCACCGCACAUGGGUCUUGAGGGCGAACGCAGCAGUUUCGGGGGACUACUAGCAUCUAUGAAGAAAAGCAAAUCGAGAGGAGGCGAUAGAAGUGUAGUCAGUGGUACCCACGCUCGAGAUACCGAUAAUGCUAGCGUCACUAGUCGCCACGUUGGCCGACAUACUCGACGAAGGAAUUUGAGUAUCAGCAGCAUUGCGCAUCCACGGCCUUCACCGAAACGCUCCAAAAGCAACAGCAUUCUCAGAAAUUUUGGUGCCGGUCUUAUCCCUGGCCAGAUCCUUCACCCUCAGUCCCCAUCGCCCCAACCACCAUCUUUACUGCCUCCCUCAGGAUCCAAGAUCACUCGGAGUUCGUCCAUGAGGGGAGGCAGAGCGCCAGCGAUCGAGCUGAACCAGGCAAGCUUAGAACAUGUCCGAAAGCUUUUGAAGCAGCUUCUGCAAGAUGCAGCAGUCUCUCAUGUAUCAAGCUGGGAGAAGGCAUUAAUGCCAAUUCUACUCCAAUGCACCGAUGAUGUCAACCCAGACAUUCACCGAGGGGACGAUAUUGAUAUUCGACAUUACAUCAAACUCAAGAAGAUUCCCGGAGGCAAGCCGAGCGACACGUCCUACGUCUCUGGUGUAGUAUUCACAAAGAACGUCGCCUUGAAAAGCAUGCCUCGUUCCAUCCCGAACCCACGAAUCAUCAUUGUCACCUUUGCCAUUGAAUACGCUCGCCAUCAAACCCAUUUCAUGAGCCUGGAGCCAGUCAUUGCACAAGAACGAGAGUAUUUACGAAACCUUGUCAGUCGAAUCGUUGCCCUGCAGCCUCACGUGCUGCUCGUACAACGCCAUGUUUCCGGCCUGGCACUCGAAUUCCUGGAGCAAGCAGGUAUCGCAGUGGCUUAUAAUGUGAAGGAAACGGUACUGAACGCCGUCGCUAGAUGUACACAGUCUCCCAUGAUCUCGUCAGUGGAUAAGCUUGCGAUCGAUCCCGCACACUUAGGGCGAUGUGACAGUUUCGACGUCAAAACAUAUGUCUACAGGAAGAUGAGAAAGACAUAUAUAUACCUCUCGGGCUGUCAGCGCGAUCUUGGAUGCACAAUCGCACUUCGAGGCGCGGAACCCGAGAAUUUGACAAAGCUCAAAGGCAUCACAGAGUUUAUGUGCUAUGUUGUCUACAACCUAAAGCUAGAGACAUGCUUGAUGCGCGACGAGUUUGUUUUGAUUCCCGCCACCUCUGAUGGCGGGACUCUUGAGCAGCAUGAUGAAUGUGUAAAAUGCUCUCCGACUGAGCAGUCACAGCUCCAAACUGCAACGUCUAGUAUCGAGAAUGCUGGCGAAAAUUCUCUGAACGAAAAAGCGUCUGGGGAUACUCAUUCGGAUGCUGACGUUACGGAGGUACACAUCCCUCAUGACGCCCCAGCUCCCUCCUUUUAUAGUGAGAUGGUAGAGCAACACCGGACGACUAUCUUAUCCGUUUCGCCAUUCGUUAAAUUCAUGCAACCCUACCUGCUAAACAAAGCACGAGAGCAUGAGCGAAAGCUUGUCUAUCUGAAAAAGUUGAGGGAUCAAUAUACCACUGAAGAACACGACGAAAAGGAAGAAGUAGACACUUCCCAGCGUUUCGAAUUGGUCAAACCAGAGAUGGUUCACAAUGUGCCAAAGAAAGCAUCAAAACAGGUCCGGGAGUUUCUUCAUGCUGUUCACGCCGCCGAAUACGACAAAGCACUGCACAAUUACGAGACACAAAAGCGACAAUGGGAGGCUUUCUUACACGGCAACAUGAACUUGUAUGAUCCGUUCAGCCAUCAAAAGAUUGCGGUGCUGUACAGCAUCGUUAACUCCACCACCUCGACACCUUGCGUUGGACCAGAGAUUAUUGCCCUCAAUUUCUACCACGAGCAUAAUUGGGAAGAAGGCUUUACUCCAGAUCUCACCUUGGGUCAAUAUAUCGAAGACUUGUGCCACGGAGCCGGCACAGUUUGUGAUUCCGAUGGAUGUGGUAGGAGAAUGUUUGAUCAUCACCGUCAAUAUGCUCACGGCCGGGGUCAAAUGAGUGUGAUUGUUCAAAAGUUUCCCGCGAAGAUCAAGGGCCUUCAAAAUACGAUCUUGAUGUGGAGUUGUUGCAGACUCUGUGGCAAAGAGACCCAAGUAAUUCCUAUGUCUGACAACACCUGGAAAUACUCCUUUGCGAAGUAUCUCGAAUUGACUUUCUGGAGUAGCGAGCUUCAUCCUCGCGCUGGUUUGUGCCCACACGACAUUCACAAGAAUCAUGUUCGUUACUUUGGAUUGAACAAUGUCGCUGUGCGCAUUCAGUACGACUCCAUCCCACUGUAUGAGGUCGUUGUGCCUCGCCCAGUGAUCACAUGGAAGGUGGACGGCGAUUUAAAGCUGAAGAAUGAGCAAUUCUUGAGGAUCGAGGACCGACUGGAUAGAUUCAUGUUGUCUGUUCAGGCACGCUUGAAAUGUAUCCAUGUCGAAAGCGUCUUGCCGGAGAAGUACGAAGUUUGCAAGGCGGAGGUCGAAACCCUCUUCAAGCGUGCUACCGAAGAGCAUGAGUGGCUGAAGAAGAAGCUCCAGGAUAAGUACAUGACAUCCAAGUACUACGAGAUCAUUCCCCUCAACCGGGCUAUCCGUGCCAUCCAGGAAAAGGCCAUUUUAUGGGAUGAAAUUUUCGCUCAGUUCGAAGAGUCAUAUUUUCCUUCAGAAAAAGAUAUUAGAAGGCUUGCGGUUUUGCAAAUGAGGAAGUUCUUCAUCGAGCGCGACGAAUCUAGCAGCUCCCUGGCAUCUGUGGAAGAAGCGUCAGAAAUAGGAACGGAGGAGCCCGCUCAGCUCGAAAGGAGAAACUCUAUUCCAAUCACACCAAUGCCAUCGAGCAUGUCGCCAGAGCAGGCCCGAGAUAUGCUGACAUCGGUCGUUGAAGAAGAUCAAUCUCACGGAGUCCACUCGGAUGAACCACAUUCCGAAGCUAAAUUACGAGAAGCAGUCGAGAAAUCGAGGCAGCUUCUCGGUCCAAUUGAGCUGCCAAUUCAAACACCCAUCGAAGCACUUGAGCGAGAUGAUGUGCGCCACUUAGACCUUGCCGUUUCCUCCAACUUUCCUGAGGGCGUCCCAGCGCAGGAGCAUCAACAACAGAAUACGCCUCCCAAAGCCAACGAAACCCUACUACCAUCUGAACCCGGAUCCCCCACGCCAAUUGCGCAUCCUAAGAUCAAUCCCAUAGAUCAGUCUAUCGCCGACGCAAUUGAGAACAUGCCCAGCUCUCCUUCCCAAGCUUUACCUGCGAAUAGUACGCUAGAGUCUAAAAUUCCUCGUUUAGUCGAUACCAUACGGCGUGAAAGCGGUACCAGGCCCUCGAUGGGAGUGCGGACACAGUCUCAGCCUGGGGGCAUUCCUAAGCACCAGCCUCCGCAAAGCCCUUCGCUUGUUCCACCACCCACCUUAGUAUCAUCCGGCAGCGGUAGCGAGUCAUCUAGGAUUUCCCUCAGUGAUUCUGCCAAAGCUCUGGAGAAACGCAUGUCUGAACGACUUGGCGUGUACAAGCAGUCGAAAACAUCUUCGAUGAUACCUCGAUCUGUUCCGCUCAAAAGGCAAAAGGACGUAAACAAGGUCACUACUCUGGCAAAACAUUUCGAGCAACUUUCACGAGAAUUCGAAAGAGAACGGAAGCGGGAGCGCAUAGAUAGGCUGAAACAAAACCGCCAGGCUCGUGCGUAUCCGCUUGCAUCUUCGAAGCCCACGGUUGAGGUGUACAAAGACAUACACGAAGCUGUACAAGAGCACAGUCCUUCAGACGAAGAAGCUCAGCUCCCAUCCCCACCACGAGUGAGUACAGAUAACAGUACGCUCGGUGAUAGCACUUUCACAGAGACCACUGGCUUAACGACAGCAUCUCAAUCUCCCGUCGAGGAACGUCAUCCCAGAAGCGUAACAUCGCAUCCGCAAGAACUCGACGAGCACGAACCGCCCCAAUCCCAUAGCCACCCUGGAUCAGACGCUGAAAAUGAUGCAAGCGACAAUGAAGUUGCACCAGAAGACAUCGCUCUGCCCGACAGCGUUACUAGUUCUCAGCUCAUGUCCAUGAGCGAGUCUCAGCUCGAGCAAUCGCUCGAACUGCCGAAGCACGAGCGGAAUACGUUGAUGCGAAUGCUGACAAGCUUCUGGUCCGAGAGAUCUGCCAGUGGCUGGACGCCUUUGGAUUAUCCAUUUGCCCAAAACGAGCAUGUCUGGGAAGACUCUGAUAUUAUCGUGAGGGAAGACGAACCCUCUUCCAUCAUUGCGCUUGCACUUUCUAGCCCUGACUAUUUAGUGAAACUUCAACAGUUCCGUGGCGACACCACUCCGACGGAGAAGGGAAUAGGCGGUCUUGAAGGUUCAGAGGCUUCAAUCGAACGGAACCUGCUACAUGAAGCCAAUACCAAUAUCCGAUACAGCUUCGUCAACCGCGGCGUCAAAGCUCAGUGCAAGAUAUUCUACGCUCAGUCCUUCGAUGCCCUACGCCGUAAAUGUGGUGUUGCUGAUCGAUUCGUCGAGUCCCUCUCUCGUUGUUCGAAGUGGGAUUCAAAGGGCGGAAAGAGUAAGAGUAUCUUCCUCAAGACGCUUGAUGAUCGAUUUGUACUCAAAUCUCUGUCUCCUGUCGAGGUGCAAGCUUUCUUCCGUUUCGGCCCUAAUUACUUUGCAUUCACGCACCAGAAUCUGUUCAAGGGCCUCCCAUCGGUGAUAGCAAAGAUGUUCGGUCUUUUCCAAGUUCAGAUCAAGACUCCAAAGGGGCAGGACUUCGAUUGGUUCAUGCUUGUCAUGGAGAACCUCUUCUACGAUCGCGAGCCGAGUCGCCGUUAUGACCUGAAGGGCUCCAUGCGCAACCGCAAAGCCCAGAGCACCGGCGAACGUGAUGAGGUGCUCCUCGACGAGAAUCUCGUGGACAUCAUCUACAGCGAAGCACCUAUCUUCGUCCGCGAACACACCAAGAAGCUUCUCAAAGCAAGUGUAUGGAACGACACGCUCUUCCUCAGCCAACAGAACGUCAUGGACUACAGUCUCAUGGCCGGCUUCGAUGAUCAGCACCACGAGAUCAUCGUCGGCAUAAUCGAUUGCAUCCGAACCUACACCUGGGACAAGAAGCUCGAGUCCUGGAUCAAGGACCGCGGCAAGAACAAGCCCACCAUUACGUCCCCGAAGGACUACCGCAACCGCUUCCGCAUCGCAAUGGAGAAGUACAUCCUCCAGGCCCCCAACUGCUGGCACCAGUUCUCCGGCCGCGUCGUCGGCAUGGAGGUGCCACGCCGCACCGUCGCGCUGCAGAACAGAGAGGGCCAGGUCCUCGAGGCGCUCGGCGGCGAGGAGGAGAGGGCCGCUGGCUCGAAGAUCUGAUGAUCGUGCUGUAGAUUUUCCCGUAUCAUCAUUGACAUCCAACCCCUUGCUAUCACGACCUUUGUCUAUACAUCUCCCUUCCUCCCCUUACCCCCUUUUGUUCAUAUCCUUUUUUCUGAUCCGAUGAACCGGAAUAAUGGCAUAGCACUCGGCGUUCUUUUGGACGGGACUUUUCAUCAUUUAUGAUAUCUAUUGGCGUCCCAAUUAUUCUUAUAGUCAAUACGUAUGUAGGCUUCGGCCAUGGUUUGUUUUCCAUCGAGCGAAGGGCAACUAGGUCAUGGCGUGUUUAUGAGUAAAUUUCUGCGAGAUAUAAUGAUAGAUGUAGUACGACCGGGUACGAUGGUAUUCGAUGGUCAAUAAAUCACAUGACAAAACCAC
Aaosphaeria arxii CBS 175.79 is the source of this 7994-nucleotide messenger RNA. RefSeq lists its product as uncharacterized. Bases 399 to 7616 code for a protein of 2405 amino acids. NCBI's taxonomy places the organism in Eukaryota, Fungi, Ascomycota, Dothideomycetes, Pleosporales. Gene Ontology annotation, molecular function: 1-phosphatidylinositol-3-phosphate 5-kinase activity; ATP binding; metal ion binding. Gene Ontology annotation, cellular component: endosome membrane; fungal-type vacuole membrane. Gene Ontology annotation, biological process: phosphatidylinositol phosphate biosynthetic process. The transcript is spliced from 2 exons. The record is from RefSeq and is a predicted model, not a curated record.